AUGUUCGUUAAUAACUAUUGCUUGUCAAUGAAUUGUAUUGUUACUCCACUUAAUGGUUGUGGAGGAAUAUACUUAGGAAAUAUAGAUGCAGCUCAAGACUCUUAAUUACUAAAUUAAUUCAAAAUUGGAGCUGUAUUGUAAAUAUUAGAUUAAUCAGUUCCUGUUUAAGGAGCUUACAAAUUAGUAAUAAAUAUAUAUUAUAUAUUUAGUGGAUAAUGGCUGAAGAUUCAGAAGACUUUCCUCUACAUAAAUACUUUGAUUAAUGUAUAAGAUUUAUAGAGAAUUAAAGUAAAAAAACAAAUGUAUUGAUCCAUUGUUAUGCUGGAAUAUCUAGGUCUGCUGCAAUAGUUGCUGCAUAUAUAAUGUAGAAAUAUAAUUGGAGUGUAAAUUAGAGUAUACUUCAUAUUCAAAAUAAAAGAAGGAUUGUUAGUCCAAAUUCUGGAUUUAUGAAAUAAUUAAGAGAGUUUGAAAAGAAAUUAUCAAAUAAAGAAUAAUAAUAAUCAUUAAACUCAUUUAAAUUAGAUAAAUUAAAUUAUAGACCUGGUUCAGCUCUAUCAAAUUAUAAUAAAGUCAAUAGUCCAAAUACUUAUAAUAUUAAAUCAUCUAAUAGAUUGGAUGAUUUUAGUAGUAAAUUAGAUUAAUUUAGAAAUUUAUUAAGAGUAAAAUAGAAAGGUUAUUGA
Messenger RNA from Paramecium sonneborni, 680 nucleotides. NCBI's taxonomy places the organism in Eukaryota, Ciliophora, Oligohymenophorea, Peniculida, Parameciidae. The record is from the annotation of a GenBank genome assembly.